Messenger RNA from Tilletiaria anomala UBC 951, 611 nucleotides. RefSeq lists its product as uncharacterized. The transcript is spliced from 3 exons. Lineage: Eukaryota; Fungi; Basidiomycota; Exobasidiomycetes; Georgefischeriales; Tilletiariaceae. The coding region runs from base 170 to 487 and encodes 105 amino acids. The record is from RefSeq and is a predicted model, not a curated record.
CGCCAGCUCUCGCUAUGUAUUGGAGGCACAUUUUCACACGCAUGUCAAACUAAAAAAUCUCUGGAAAGAUCUUUGGUUUCUAGAUAUGCAUAUAUAAUAGCUCUGAACUACAGAUACCAAGGCGAGCUAUCACAGCCUCGCAGACUCUCGGAUCGUCGCCAUCCUCAGUAUGCCUCUCUCGCUCACUGCUGAAUCUUUCAGCCUGGGAGCGCCAUCGCGCACAUGUGUGUGUACUCUCGUCAGCUCAGCACACACUGCCUGGUGCAUUUGCGCAACUCUCAGGAUCGAACGAGCACCCACCAGUACCAACGACCGAGCUCAAUGCUCGACGGCCUUUCCCGUUCGUCGUCCACACCACAUGGUCCAUCUUCCAUGCUGCUUGCGCACAGCUCGUUCUAGUCGGAUUAUUCAACCUCAACCCCCACGGCUGCGACGAGUUCAAGUUCUACCCAACCAUCAGCAACAAGGGCCUUAUUCCCGACUGUAGCGACUUCGCUCGCUAGUUCGGCAGCCUCCUCUGAAGUGGGCCGAAUCAGCUUCAUGCAGCAAACAGGCAGCCUCCGUCACGGGCGUCAGACGUUGUACUUUCAUAUCACCUACCAUGGUGAUCA